AGCACCUGGAUAAAAUACGUAGCUCUCAAGAUCCAGGGCUCUCUGCACACUGGCCGGAGCUCUCCACCCCCAGGGAGUGUUCCCGAAGAGCAGCAGCAGAUUGCUCGCCAGGGAUCCUAUACCAGCAUUAACAGCGAGGGCGAGUUCAUCCCUGAGACCAUGGAUCAGAACAUGCUUGAAGCUUUCAUCAGCCCUGAUGAGUCGCUGUCUGGAAGCUGCCAGUCGCUGGACAGAUCUGUGGACAGCCCUCCCUUUACCCAAACCCCUGUUCCUGGAAGGAAGAGUCAUCCCAAAGACAGUCUUGAUUGCAUGGAUUUCGACAUCCCGUUCUGCGAGAGGUUUGGGAAAGGUGGGACCUUCCCGAGGCAGUAUCACCUCUCCCAGAGUCGCAAGGACUACAGUGAUGGCCGGAGGACUUUCCCCAGGAGUUACUUCCCACAGGAGAACCUGUUUCAGCUUGUCCCCUCUAGCCGAACCAAGAGCUUUAAUGGGGACAGCAAGCUCAGCACCUUGCAGUACGACGAGUACAGGCCCAAAUGGUGGAACAAUUGUGAAAAAGGUCUGCAGGUCUUCAGCACCUCCCCUACGAAAGCUAGGAACUCCCUGCAGGCACCUGUGAACUGGAGGCUGGGGAAGCUGCUUGGAAGAGGAGCUUUUGGGGAAGUUUAUCUCUGCUACGAUGCUGACACUGGCCGGGAGCUGUCAGUGAAGCAGGUGCCUUUUGACCCUGACAGUCAAGAGACGAGUAAAGAAGUCAAUGCCUUAGAAUGUGAGAUUCAGCUGUUGAAGACUCUCCGUCACGACAGAAUAGUGCAGUACUAUGGGUGCUUGCGGGAUCCUGAGGAGAAGAAACUGUCCAUCUUUGUUGAAUACAUGCCAGGGGGCUCAAUAAAGGACCAGCUGAAAGCUUACGGUGCUCUGACCGAGAAUGUCACACGGAAGUACACCAGGCAGAUCCUGCAGGGAGUUUUCUACUUACACAGCAAUAUGAUUGUCCACAGGGACAUCAAAGGUGCCAAUAUUUUGAGAGAUUCUGCUGGAAAUGUGAAACUCGGAGAUUUUGGGGCCAGCAAACGCAUCCAGACCAUCUGCAUGUCUGGGACUGGGAUUAAAUCUGUCACAGGAACGCCAUACUGGAUGAGCCCAGAGGUUAUCAGUGGAGAAGGCUAUGGAAGGAAAGCUGACGUGUGGAGCGUGGCCUGCACCGUGGUGGAGAU
Tauraco erythrolophus (red-crested turaco) is the source of this 1217-nucleotide messenger RNA. The record is from RefSeq and is a predicted model, not a curated record. NCBI's taxonomy places the organism in Eukaryota, Metazoa, Chordata, Aves, Musophagiformes, Musophagidae.